Molecule: messenger RNA, 2073 nt
Organism: Cryptomeria japonica (Japanese cedar)
Lineage: Eukaryota; Viridiplantae; Streptophyta; Pinopsida; Cupressales; Cupressaceae
Product: 3-ketoacyl-CoA synthase 11
Exons: 1
Coding region: 404-1981 (525 amino acids)
Biological process (GO): fatty acid biosynthetic process
Cellular component (GO): membrane
Molecular function (GO): acyltransferase activity, transferring groups other than amino-acyl groups
Source: RefSeq, a predicted model, not a curated record
UGAAGACUUCCUUUGUGACUUUGUAAGUCUCUGUGUGAAGCCUAUAUUAAGUCAUUGAAUUUUGUGGGGUUUGGUAAGUGAAUGGUUCUGCUGAGCCAUUGCAUUGAUUGAGGUCAUAGGUCAGGGUUUUCUUCAAGCUAUUAUAUAUUAGGGUUUGGUCAGUUUGAAGUGCAUGCAAUAUUAUACCAGCUUUCUUUGGGUUAUGAGUUUAUUACUUCCAUAGCAUUUUACAGAACAUAUAAAUUGAUAUAUAUAGGAGUGAGCUGCCGCAAGUAAGUAUCAUGGUAGAGUUUUGCAUCCUGGGGUGAAAAGUUUCCUAAUUGUUGUUGGGAUAUAUAUAUUGAUAUACAAGAAUUUACUUGGAAUCUGGAAGAAUAGAGUUAUAUUGUAGGGCACUGCCAAUAUGGUGAAUGAGCAGGAACUUCUGUCAACAGAGAUUGUGCGUGAAGGGGUUGAGAGCUCUGGCCCUAACGCAGGAUCCCAGAAAUUGUCAAUUAGGGUUCAUCGGAAAUUGCCUGGCAUCUUGCACUCUGUCAAUGUCAAGCAUGUUAAGUUGGGGUAUCAUUAUUUGAUUAGCAAUGCUCUGCGUCUCUUAGUGAUUUCUCUUCUGCUUGUGAUGGUAGAAGCUUUAAGGAAGAAUGAUUUAUGGAUACUCUGGGAGCAGCCAAGCUUUGAUUCUGUAAGCUUGCUGUCUGUAUGUGCCUUGAUUGGAUUCAUUGCUUGUAUCUACUAUAUGUAUAAUCCAGGAGCCAUAUACUUAGUAGACUUUGCAUGCUACAAGCCAUCUGAUGAAUUUAGAGUAACUAGAGACUAUUUCAUGUCUCAUUCUCGGGAAACAGGGCUUUUUGAUGAGAAAAGCCUGGAGUUUCAGAAGAAAAUCCUAGAGAGAUCUGGUAUUGGAGAGCACACAUACUUUCCAGGAGCCAUUUUGGCUUCUCCACCUAGGCUGACCAUGAAAGAAGCUCGUGCAGAAUCAGAGAUGGUGAUGUUUGGUGCCUUGGAUGAGCUGUUUGACAAAUGCAAAGUGAAGCCGAAGGAUAUUGGGAUUCUUGUGGUGAACAGCAGCUUAUUCAAUCCAACUCCAUCUUUUUCUGCCAUGAUUAUCAAUCACUACAAGAUGAGAGCCAACAUUUUGAGCUUCAAUUUGGGAGGGAUGGGGUGCAGUGCAGGGAUCAUAGCUCUAGAUCUUGCAAAACAUAUGCUGCAGAUUCAUGAUAAUUCUUAUGCAGUAGUUGUGAGCACUGAGAACAUUACAUUGAACUGGUACCAUGGCACAGACAGAUCAAUGCUUCUGCCCAAUUGUUUGUUUCGCAUGGGAGGUGCAGCUAUUCUCUUAUCCAACAAGAGAAAAGAUAGAAGGAGAUCAAAAUAUCAGCUAGCCCAUAUUGUUAGAACUCAUAAUGGACAAGAUGACAGAAGCUAUGGGUGUGUUUUCCAAGAGGAGGACUCCAAGGGGACCAAGGGCUUGACAAUAUCCAAGGAGCUCAUGUCAGUUGCAGGCCAUGCACUUAAAGCCAAUAUAACAACUCUGGGUCCAUUAGUGCUUCCUUUAUCAGAACAGAUACUCUUUGUUCUCAUACUCUUUUCUAGAAAAGUACUGAAAAUGGAUGUAAAGCCCUAUAUACCAGACUUCAAGUUAGCAUUUGAACACUUUUGUAUCCAUGCAGGAGGGAGAGCAGUUCUAGAUGAGCUGCAGAAGAAUUUAUCAUUAGCAGAGCAUCACAUGGAACCAUCAAGGAUGACUCUUCACAGAUUUGGCAAUACAUCUAGCAGUACUCUGUGGUAUGAGCUUGCAUACAUGGAAGCAAAACAAAGGGUGAAGAAAGGUGACAGAGUAUGGCAGCUAGCAUUUGGUUCAGGAUUCAAGUGCAACAGUGCUGUUUGGAAGGCUCUCAAGACCAUUAAAAAUCCCACUAAAAACCCAUGGCUGGAUUGCAUUGACAACUACCCCGUAGAGAUUCCUGAGUUCCAGAAAAUAUGAUCCACUGAGUUUAGGAAAUAAAAUUCUGUCAUGGUCACCGAGGUGGAUGUCAGGGCAUUGAUCCUACUUUUCUUAUAUAUAAAUAAUUUUUA